Molecule: messenger RNA, 947 nt
Organism: Psylliodes chrysocephalus
Lineage: Eukaryota; Metazoa; Arthropoda; Insecta; Coleoptera; Chrysomelidae
Source: the annotation of a GenBank genome assembly
UGACAUUGUUAAUGUAAAAAUGUCAUUUUUUUAAACUUCGUUUACCAUAACGGUGGAAUCGGCCCUUACUCCUGCCAUUAAUUCAGUUUAUAUAUCCCAUCGUCUAGAUGGGACUCGAGCGCUACGAGUUGGGUCUUCGUCUAAUUACUGUUCCGCCAUGAUCGGUGUUUUAAAUACGUUUCAUAGUCAGCCAGCGACGUGAUAAUAAAAUUAAUAUUGUUUUCAGUAACUUCUCUUUUCUACCCUCUUAUAAUAGUACGUCACUGGAAACCGGAAACACUACGCCGCCUUAUGAUUCCAAAGUUGACAUUUUAUUUGAUAUAUGACAGCCGGACAUCGGCGCCACCUAACGGUCUUUUUGACAAAGUCACUUCUUUUGACCACGUUUUUCUGAACUCAGAUUGUCGUAAAUAAAACAUGGGUCGCGUACGUACCAAAACCGUGAAGAAAGCUUCCAAAGUUAUCAUUGAAAAAUAUUACACCCGCUUAACUUUGGAUUUUCACACAAAUAAGCGCAUUUGUGAAGAAAUAGCAAUCAUUCCCACAAAGCCCCUGCGCAACAAAAUAGCCGGAUUUGUUACACAUUUGAUGAAACGUCUUAGGCACUCACAAGUGCGUGGAAUUUCUAUCAAAUUGCAAGAAGAGGAGCGUGAAAGACGUGAUAACUACGUACCAGAAGUAUCUGCUUUGGAGCAUGAUAUUAUUGAAGUUGACCCAGAGACUAAAGAAAUGUUGAAAAUGUUGGACUUCAACAACAUUAGUGGACUUCAAUUGACUCAACCAUCCACCAACACAUUCAAUAGACGUCAAUAAGAUGUACUAUGUUUUUUUUAUUGACUAUUUAAAUAAAAAUAAUAUAAAAUAGAAAAUUGGUGAAAAAAUUGUUUUUUAUUAUCUUUGGUAUGGUUCCAACUAAAUCAAUACAGAUUAUGUAAGUAAAUAAAUAA